This is a messenger RNA of Lates calcarifer (barramundi perch), 1442 nucleotides long. RefSeq names its product cyclin N-terminal domain-containing protein 1. NCBI's taxonomy places the organism in Eukaryota, Metazoa, Chordata, Actinopteri, Centropomidae. Gene Ontology annotation, biological process: reciprocal meiotic recombination. The record is from RefSeq and is a predicted model, not a curated record. The coding region runs from base 434 to 1192 and encodes 252 amino acids. Gene Ontology annotation, cellular component: site of double-strand break. The transcript is spliced from 7 exons.
UGAGGAGCAAGGGGUCAAGGGAAAUUAGUGGAAGCGAGGAACAUAAUAUAAUAGACGUGAACGCAUCCUCGAUAGUUUCUUUCUCAUGUCUAUAACUUUACAUAGCAAAAGCGAGCUUCUGUAAAAUAAUUAAAAAAAAAUACAGAUAGCAUACUUUAAUAUUUAAUUACAGAAAGACAACAAUGUGGCUUUAAGAGGCAGCUAAAUGUUACCUUCAAGUUUCAAACACCUUGUUUGUCCGGAACAUCGCGACGGCACCAGGAAGACAGCGCGGUUAAUCUUCCCUAGUUUAGUUACCCUCAAAACAUUGACAGUAUAUGGUUAAUAACAUUUAACGCAAACUGGCGAGUAACCAAAGGAUUUUUAGACAGACUUGACAUUUAUCUUUUCAUUUAUUACACUCCACAGUUUCUUUACAGAGUACAUCUUCCUGAUGACCGAAGAACUGACACUUGAUCCACUGGCUGGAUACCAUGCCAUUGAAUUACUUCAAAGGUUCAUGGUCAAGCACCUCACAGAUUUGCUCACCACACCCACACCUCAAGGUGCAGCUGCUGAUCAGCCAAGAAGUUAUGAAGAUGCUAUUUUUGACAAGAUCAAGGAGAAAUUCCCCCUCAUCAUCUUCUCCUGUGUGCAACUUGCGAGCAAACUGUCUUUGCACAGUCAUAUAAUCGACAACAAUACUGCUGUACAGUUCCUGCAUUCAGUUGGCCACAGUGUUUCCAAGCAGGCUCUCUUGGAAACAGAGCUGAUGAUUUUAAAAGGGCUUGAAUUCAGACUAAAUGCUCCAAAUCCUCUGACAUACGUGGAGAUCCUUCUGGAGGUGCUUGGACACAAUGAGCCAUCCAUCCCUGUGGAGCGCCUGUAUGGCUUGUGCCGCUAUGUUCUCCAGUUUGUCAGCCUACAGAAGACUGCCAUCUACGGCACCUUGUUGAAGACUACCACUCGGUGUGUCAGCCCAUCCAGAGAACAGAGAGAGAAGUUUGUGACAGUGACUGAAGACUGCAUGCUUCUUGGAGUUGGUGUCAUUUCUGUGGCUACAUUCAUCCUCUAUGCUAGAAAAUGGGAACAGGUUUUGGGAGAACUGAGUCAUAUUACAGGAAUCUCAAGGAAGAGCAUCAGUGAUUUCACUCAUGUAACACUGAUGCAUAUUGUUAGACCCAGUUCCCCUGUAAUAGCAUUCCUAAAAUAGUGACACACACACACACACACACACACACACACACACACAUACACAUAUAUAUAUAUAUACAUACAUACAUUUUGAUUGUACAUUCUGUAAAGCUACAUUAAUAUUGAUGUUGCAUUUGUGUAAAAUGCACUUAUAAUGUUGACCCAUCAGUAUAGAUUAUUUUCUAAGUCUGCUACAGCCUUGUUAUAGCAAUUAACUCUUGACACUUUGGAGAAGGUAAUAAAUAUUGCAUUAAACAAUAACUUAUCCU